Tilletiopsis washingtonensis is the source of this 1163-nucleotide messenger RNA. RefSeq lists its product as hypothetical. Bases 54 to 968 code for a protein of 304 amino acids. Gene Ontology annotation, molecular function: acetylpyruvate hydrolase activity. The transcript has 3 exons. The record is from RefSeq and is a predicted model, not a curated record. Lineage: Eukaryota; Fungi; Basidiomycota; Exobasidiomycetes; Entylomatales.
CUCCCGGCUCUCUCCUCUCUGCCACUCCGUCGUGCCCACCAACACCCGCCGCCAUGUCGCCCACGCGCCUCAUCCGCUUCAUCGCCGUCGAAGACUCGCGCACCUACGUCGGCGCACCCAUCCUGCCGCCCGAUCUCGACGUGGCGCAGUACGUCGCCGCCUCGGAUCGCUCGCCCCUCACCGCGCGCGUGCUGCCCAGCGACAACAUCCUCGACGCCUCGCUCGCACCCACCGACCAGCUGCGCACCGUCGCCAGGCUGCUGCCCAUCCUGCCGCCCGCGCGCAUUCCCUCCAUCCGCGCCCUCGGCGCCAACUACGUGCAGCCGGGCCAGGAGGCGCGCGAGGCAAGGGCCAAGCGUCCCGCGCUGCCCAUUCUCUUCUUCAAGCCGCCGCAGUCGUGCGUCGUCGGCCACGGCGAUGCCAUCGUCGUGCCAAAGGAGAUGGAACAUGAGACGGACUACGAGGUGGAGCUCGUCGUCGUGAUCGGCAGGGACUGCAAGGACGUGCAGGUGCACGAGGCGCUCAGCUAUGUGCGCGGAUACGCCCUCGGCAACGACGUGAGCGCGAGGAAGAGAAUGUUUGCCGUGCCGCAGUGGGGCCUGGGCAAAGGAGCGGACACGUACUUCCCUCUCUCCUCUACUCUUCUCCUCGCCUCCUCCUCGGUCGAUCCCGAGAGCAUUGCGCUGCAGACGCGCCUCAACGGCCAGCUGAUGCAGGACGGCAAUACACGCGACCACCUGUGGGGCGUGGCCGAGACGAUUGCAAAGCUGAGCGAGGGCACGACGCUGCAUGCUGGCACGCUGAUUAGUAUGGGAACACCGCCUGGCGAGGGCUUCAAGAGAGAUCCUCAGGUGUUUCUGAAACACGGCGAUGUCGUAACCAUCUCCGGCUCGCACGGUCUUGGAUCCCUCACGAACCCAGUGGUGCAAGUGACGAAACUGCAGGUGCCAGGCAAGGCCAAGCUCUGAGGAUCGUGAUCAGUACGAGGCACGCGGAAAGAGAGGACUUGGCUCCGCCUUGUGCGCAACCUGGGCAUGCCCCGUCCCGCUUCACCUAUGCGCCUGUGUGUCGCUCGGCUCCUCCCCUCCUCCCUGCCUCCUUCCUCGCUCCGCGCGUCCUCUCUCGCCUACUCUCACGCCUAACUCUUGCGUCCCGCCCCCCCC